GCACUUUCCACUUUUCUCUUUCAUUUCUGAUCCUAGUAUUCGCCUCGCAAUUAUCAUGGCUGGUGUGUCGUUAUCCAGCGACAUUGUGACUCUCACAGAGACCGUGAAGUUGAGAAAGGAAUCCAUUGAUGAGACUGCCCGAAUUGAAGCUCUAAAUGCCGCGAAAGGCUUGGUAGAGGCACUGUCCUCUCCUGUGGAAAAGGCCAUCCAGGAUGUAUCAGUCAACAUAGUCACCCCUAUGGCGCUUCGCAUGGGUGUCCAGCUGGGCGUUUUCACAUCAAUCAACGACCCCAAUGUCGAAGGAAUCACUACCAAAGAGAUUGCAGAAAAGGCCGGGGCUAGUCCGAUUGUCGUCGGCCAAGUCAUGAAAGUCCUGUCAGCCACAGGCUACGUUCUUGAAGCGGGGGUACAGCUGUACAAGCCCUCUGCUCUGACCACCGUCAUGGCAGAUCCAAUUAUGGAGGCUACAACCAGAGCAACCUUCGAUAUCGGUCAACCCUGCGCUACGUACGGGCCCGAAUUCUUUCGCCGCAACGGCAACCAGUUCCCAAGCUGUGUAGAAGACACUCCAUUCCAACUCGCACAGAAGACUAAACUCAGCUACUGGGACUGGCUGGGACAAAAUACUUCAUUGGCGCAGGACUUCCAGCAGUUCAUGACGAUCAAACAGCAGAAGACGCCUUGCUGGGCUGACUGGUUCGAUGUUAGCGGUAUUAUCCUCGAUGGGUUCAGGAAAAACGAGGAACACAGUACGAUGCUCGUGGAUAUUGGCGGCGGUGAGGGACACUAUACCAUCGCCUUUAAGAGUAAGUUUCCUGAUGCAGGUCGGUGCAUUCUGCAGGACCUCCCUCAUGUCAUCUCAAGUAUAACCAAUGCCCCGGACGCCACCGAGUUAAUGGCCCAUGACUUCUUCCAGCCCCAACCGGUAAAAGGCGCAAGGGUGUACUAUCUCCAUUGGAUAUUACAUGACUGGUCUGAUACUCAGGCACGGGAAAUCCUACUUCAAAUUGUCGACUCCAUGGAACCGGGGUACUCACGUUUGGUUAUUAACGAGAACAUCAUCCCGGAUACAGAUUGUGACUACAAUCUAGCUUGCUUAAGUAUGUUAAUGAUGGUUCAGGUUGGGGCUUUGGAGAGAACAGAGUUGCAGUGGCGCGAGUUGCUACAUUCAGUGGGACUGACAGAUAUAUCAUUUCAUCAACCUCCAGGCGGUCCAGGGAACGGUGAGGGUGUUAUUGUUGCUGUGAGGUAAUGAUUUAGUUAGUUAAUUCCUGUAGUGUUGACUAAUUCGACUUAUAUUAAUCCAGUCAA
Molecule: messenger RNA, 1311 nt
Organism: Aspergillus versicolor CBS 583.65
Lineage: Eukaryota; Fungi; Ascomycota; Eurotiomycetes; Eurotiales; Aspergillaceae
Exons: 4
Coding region: 56-1252 (398 amino acids)
Molecular function (GO): O-methyltransferase activity
Source: RefSeq, a predicted model, not a curated record